UCUUAGUGUUGAAACAAGUAAACUCUGUCGGUCCAAGUCUGCAAUUUUGGUUCUUAGCUGCUGAGGAGAGAUGAACACUCAAAGUUUUCUGUUCAUUUUCUUUUUAUCGCUUGAAAAUCCAGUUUUCUCACACGAAGAUUUUUACCAGGUCAGAGCAUACUGUGCGUUUAAUGGUCCUAACUUUAACAAUAUUGAGUACACAAUUAUGACUAGCUUCAACAAGCAGAAUAUGAUGCAGUACAACAGUACAAGGGGAAACUGGAUUGGAUUUACACAAUAUUCACAUGUUAAUUCAUAUUACUGGAAUAAGGAUCCUGCUGAUGCGCUUCAAAGAGUACUGCAAAAGAAGCUUAUGUGUUAUGACAACCUACACCAUAUCCGAACAAUGGGAAACCUGUCAACAACACCCACCAUUAGGAUCAAAUUUCUUAUAAAGCCUGAUGGUCGACAUCCAGCCUUGCUUAUCUGCAGUGCUUAUAACUUUUACCCGAAGCAAAUCCAACUAACCUGGCUAAGAAAUAAUCAACAAGUGACUAAAGGGGUCACUUACUCAGAUGUGAUUCCUGUUGGAGACUUGUACUACCACUUUCAUUCUCACCUGGAGUACAUUCCAACUCCUGGAGAAAAAAUCAGCUGCAUGGUUGAACAUUUGACAAUGUCUGAACCAAGGGUUGUAGUUUGGGAUGACUCCCUUCCAAAGAAAGAAAAAACUAAGAUUGUUGUUGGUCUGAUUGGACUGAUACUUGGUUUGGUUAUCCUAAUAUCUGGAUUUAUUUACCACAAACAAAAGUCUGCUGUGUACAACUCGAUCUGCCAAGGACGUGCAGGGAGUGGUGGCCUAGUGACUAGAGCAGAGUGCUUUAAUUCUGAGGAUGCCGAAAGUACCAAGUGUGAACCCCAUAGAUUGCUGUUAUUGGUCCCUGGGCAUCACCCUUAGUCCCAGACUGCUUACCCGGUUUUGUAGCUACUCCCUAGUAGUACUGGAUUAGAAACAGAAGACACAUUUUGUUGUAGAGUGCCAUUGCAAUGACAAAAACACAUCUUUUUCUGAGGAAGUCCUUCAGAACUGAAAUUGUAUGUAAUAAGCUCAACUAU
Messenger RNA from Cyprinodon tularosa, 1095 nucleotides. RefSeq names its product rano class II histocompatibility antigen, A beta chain-like. The transcript is spliced from 5 exons. Gene Ontology annotation, cellular component: MHC class II protein complex; membrane. The record is from RefSeq and is a predicted model, not a curated record. Gene Ontology annotation, molecular function: MHC class II protein complex binding. Gene Ontology annotation, biological process: positive regulation of T cell activation; immunoglobulin production involved in immunoglobulin-mediated immune response; peptide antigen assembly with MHC class II protein complex. The coding region runs from base 71 to 937 and encodes 288 amino acids. Lineage: Eukaryota; Metazoa; Chordata; Actinopteri; Cyprinodontiformes; Cyprinodontidae.